CUUCACACAAGAGGAAACCCUCCAUAUGAGAUUUGAGAACGCCCACAGGCUUCCACAAAUCCAACUAAAAUAAAAACCAGGAAGCUAUGAGAAAUGCUGGGUCCGCACGUGAUGGGUCUACGCUUCCGAUUUGUAACCGAUCUACCAUCACAAUUAAAAAAGCGACGAUUCGAGUUGGAAAACCACGCAUACCAGUUGAGGAAAAGUGAAAGCGAAUCAACGAGGAUCUGAAUGGAACCAAGCUCAUCAUACAGUGUAGAUACAAAUAAUCUAUUAACAUCACAUUGGACAACGCUUGUAAAUUGAAAAGAAACCAGUAGCUUGCAAAAGGGACAGACUACCUUUAAGGAACCAUUGCAGACGGAGCAUUGUUUUCAAGAAAUAUGACUGACUUUGUGAGCCUUAAUGUCGGAGGUACGAUAUACACAACAUCUCGAGCUACAUUGACUCGUUUUCCUGAUUCAAUGUUAGGGUCAAUGUUCAGGGGUCGACUCCCUUCCACAAAGGAUGAUAAGGGGAAUUACCUUAUUGACGGGGAUGGCUCCUUAUUUCGGUAUGUUCUGAAUUUCCUACGGAGGUCCAUUCUCGUCUUACCCGAAGACUUCAAAGAGCUCGACAUGCUUGUACAGGAAGCUGAUUUCUACCAGAUCAAGGAAUUAAUUGAUGCUGUGACUCAGAUCAGAAAUAGGGAGGAAGAAAAGCGAGCUAAAUCGGAACACGUCAAGGAGCAAGAGCUUCUAGAGGUGGAGCAUAUCAAUGGAAAAUACUGGACAAUAUAUGGCAGUUCUGAAAUCCUUCAGAAAAUCCCAGUAAUUAUGGAAGCAUGGGACCGUAUGGGAUAUGUUAGCAGACCCUCGGUGGACCCCAUUUUUGGUCCCGAAGAAAAAGGUUUCAAAUUUUCACCAAAGUCCCCCUUGAAUCGUUUACAAUUUUUCAGGCAAAUUACUCAGUUAGGUUUCAAACUUGUAUCGGUAUCAUCAAGGGGAGGUUCCGGGGACUCAGUGGAUAUGUGGAGCUUUACAAGAGAUUUAAAAUUCGGUGGUGGUAUGCCUACGUGUACAACUCCAACAAAGGCAAAAUAUAUUUUCAGCUUGCAAAAGGGACAAACUAUCUUUAAGGCACCAUUGCAAAACGGAGCAUUGUUUUCAAGAAAUAUGACUGAUGUUGUGAGCCUUAAUGUCGGAGGUACGAUAUACACAACAUCGCGAGCUACAUUGACUCGUUUUCCGGAUUCAAUGUUGGGGUCAAUGUUCAGUGAUCGGCUCCCUUCCAUCAAGGAUGAUAAGGGGAAUUACCUCAUUGACGGGGAUGGCUCCUUAUUUCGGUAUGUUCUGAAUUUCCUACGGAGGAAAAUUCUCGUCUUACCCGAAGACUUCAAAGAGUUCGACAUGCUUGCACAGGAAGCUGAUUACUACCAGAUCAAGGAAUUAAUUGAUGCUGUGGCUCGAGCUAAAGAACGCGUCAAGAAGCAAGAGUUUCUGGAGGUGGAGUGUUCCCAUGAUUCACGCUUUCCAACCUGGGAAAUAUUUUGCAGAUCUGAAAUCCUUCAGAAAAUCCCAGUACUAGUUAAGAUAGGAUUUGUAAAGCGGCCCUGCAUUACUGGUACCGAAGAGAAUGGAUUCUCAAUACCAAGCAAGCCCCCCUUGAAUCGUGUAAAUUUGUUCAUGCAAAUUACUCAGUUAGGUUUCAAACUUGUAUCGGUAUCAUCAUCAGGUAAAGAUGCUCAGGCGAGGGUAGAUAGAUGGGUCUUUACAAGAGAUAGGUCCAUUCUCGUCUUACCCGAAGACUUCAAAGAGCUCGACAUGCUUGCACAAGAAGCUGAUUACUACCAGAUCAAGGAAUUAAUCGAUGCUGUGGCUCGAGCUAAAGAGCACGCCAAGAAGCAAGAAUUUCUGGAGGGAACCAUUGCAGACGGAGCAUUGUUUUCAAGAAAUAUGACUGACUUUGUGAGCCUUAAUGUCGGAGGUACGAUAUACACAACAUCGCGAGCUACAUUGACUCGUUUUCCUGAUUCAAUGUUAGGGUCAAUGUUCAGUGAUCGGCUCCCUUCCAUCAAGGAUGAUAAGGGGAAUUACCUCAUUGACGGGGAUGGCUCCUUAUUUCGGUAUGUUCUGAAUUUCUUACGGAGGUCCAUUCUCGUCUUACCCGAAGAAUUCAAAGAGCUUGACAUGCUUGCACAGGAAGCUGAUUACUACCAGAUCAAGGAAUUAAUUGAUGCUGUGACUCAGAUCAGAAAUAGGGAGGAAGAAAAGCGAGCUAAAUCGGAACACGUCAAGGAGCAAGAGCUUCUAGAGGUGGAGCACAUCGAUAGAAAAUACUGGAAAAUAUAUGGCAGUUCUGAAAUCCUUCAGAAAAUCCCAGUAGUUAUGGAAGCAUGGGACCGUAUGGGAUAUGUUAGCAGACCCUCGGUGGACCCCAUUUUUGGUUCCGAAGAAAAAGGUUUCAAGUUUUCACCAAAGUCCCCCUUGAAUCGUUUACAAUUUUUUAGGCAAAUUACUCAGUUAGGUUUCAACCUUGUUUCGGUAUCAUCAAGGGGAGGUCUUGCGGACUCAGUGGAUAUGUGGAGCUUUGCAAGAGAUUUAAAAUUCGUUGGUGGUAGGCCUACGUGUACAACUCCAACAAAGGCAAAAUAACAUAGCUUGGGUCAUGGCACAUGCUUCUGUAGGCAAAUUUGCAACAACAAAAAUAUUCAGUGAAAUCUAUUCACACUUCUUUGACUCAUGGUGAGGUACAAUUUAAAUGAGAUGACAGGAUUAUAGAAGGAAUCCCGAAGCGACGGGAGAGAGAAAUAAUUCAUUAUUGUGAUUUUUGCGUCCCACAAAAUUAUGAUUUCCGCAUUAAAUAUUUUUUACAAAUACAUGAAUUGUGUACAUAAUACUAUCCUGCAUGUAGCUAUAAAAACCCACUUGAUUCGGUCAUUUUUUGUUUUAUUUGAAACCUGGAAACUGCAUUUUAGCAUCUGUAUGAUUAAUUUCCACACUUCUAGGCAAAUCAUUUAUAUACGAUUGUACCUACUGGUCAAUACUUUGGUUCGAAUGGAUGAAAUUGGAGAAAAAAAAUUAGUAGUGGUAAACAGUUUACAUACACUAUAUUAUUGUGUCAAUUUACCUUGUCAGCGCAACAGGUUGUUUUCAAUUUCAUUUCCAAUUGAUGUUGAUUUUAUGUUUGUUUGUUUGAUAUGUUUCUUAAUUGUGUAUUUUAUGCACAUAUCUUGAGCAUAUUGCAUGGUGCACAGUAUAAAUAAGAAAUGAGAAUCAUUCAAA
Messenger RNA from Strongylocentrotus purpuratus (purple sea urchin), 3263 nucleotides. RefSeq lists its product as uncharacterized. Lineage: Eukaryota; Metazoa; Echinodermata; Echinoidea; Camarodonta; Strongylocentrotidae. The coding region runs from base 384 to 2633 and encodes 749 amino acids. Gene Ontology annotation, biological process: protein homooligomerization. Gene Ontology annotation, molecular function: protein binding. The transcript has 5 exons. The record is from RefSeq and is a predicted model, not a curated record.